AUGGCCCCAUUGCUCUCGCUUCGGUCGGCUCCCGAGCGGACUCGCACAGCCCGAGGCCGACGAUCUCGGCUUGUGCAUAUAACGGGAGGCUCCUCCUAUUGGGAAUGCAAGUCCUGGUACUCCGUACUCUUACGACUCUCCAUCCAACAUGCCAUCUUCGGAAACGCCCUCUCUCACGCUGUUCCGGGGCUUCCCCGAAACCGGCUGCUACACAUGGUCUCCUUUUUCACCAAGCUCGAGGCGCGUAUGCGCUUCGCCGGCUUCAACUACACCGUCGAACAAGGCUCGAUGCGCACGGCCCCUCGUGGCAAGAUUCCCUACGUGGCCAUCACGGAGGAUGAGGGCAGCCGCAGCUGCCCGCCAGUGGUCAUAGGAGACUCAAAGCUUAUUAUGCAAACUCUGGUUCAACGUGGAUUCCUCCCUGACCUUGAUGCACAUCUGCUGCCGGCGGAGAAACUGCAUGACCUUGCCUUGAAGGCGCUUGUCGAGGACAAACUCUAUUUCUAUCAGAUGUACGAGAAAUGGAUCCUCAACUUCUACACUAUGCGCUCCAAGAUUCUAGCCGCGCUACCCUGGCCAGUUCAAGUCGUCGUCGGCCACCUGAUCUACCGUAAAGUCAGCCGAACCCUAAAUGGCCAAGGGACCAUGACCUUCUCGGUCGACGAGAUCGGCGUCUUCCGGCAGGAGAUCUGGGAGGGCAUCAAUGCCGCCGUCUUGGCAGCGCAAUCGCGGAGUGGCAACCAUGAGGGCCUGUUCUGGAUCUGGGCUGGGGAGGCACGCACCGAGACCGAUGCAGUGCUUUUUGGAUUCAUCGUGUCGGGGGCUCCUGAUAGCCAGCGGAUCAUCCGAAGCUUUCCUGCUCUGAUGGAGUAUGCGCGCAAGAUCCAUGACCGGUAUUUCCCCAAUUAUGACCUCUGGAAUGAAGCUGAAACGGUCGAGAUUAAAUAA
Messenger RNA from Aspergillus tanneri, 948 nucleotides. RefSeq lists its product as uncharacterized. Lineage: Eukaryota; Fungi; Ascomycota; Eurotiomycetes; Eurotiales; Aspergillaceae. The record is from RefSeq and is a predicted model, not a curated record. The transcript has 3 exons. The coding region runs from base 1 to 948 and encodes 315 amino acids.